Arachis duranensis is the source of this 1978-nucleotide messenger RNA. Its product is annotated as sucrose transport protein SUC3. Gene Ontology annotation, cellular component: membrane. The record is from RefSeq and is a predicted model, not a curated record. Bases 216 to 1598 code for a protein of 460 amino acids. The transcript is spliced from 13 exons. Lineage: Eukaryota; Viridiplantae; Streptophyta; Magnoliopsida; Fabales; Fabaceae. Gene Ontology annotation, molecular function: sucrose:proton symporter activity.
UUUAAUGUGUCUUUAUAGCAUUAUCUUCAGCUUUCCAAUUAACUGUAUACUCAUUUUUGGUGCAGACGUUGGGUAUAGGACAUGCAUUUUCUUCAUUUAUCUGGCUCUGUGGCCCCAUUACUGGCCUUGUGGUUCAACCCUGUGUUGGUAUAUGGAGUGAUAAAUGUACUUCGAAGUAUGGUAGAAGGCGUCCAUUCAUUCUGGCAGGAUCCCUUAUGAUUUCCUUGGCUGUGAUAUUAAUUGGGUUUUCUGCAGACAUUGGAUAUUUAUUCGGGGAUACAAGUGAGCAUUGCAGCACAUUUAAAGGCACCCGAACAAGAGCUGCUCUUGUAUUUAUUCUUGGGUUCUGGAUGCUGGAUCUUGCCAACAACACUGUGCAGGGGCCAGCUCGGGCACUUUUGGCUGAUCUUUCAGGUCCUGAUCAACGCAAUGUAGCAAAUGCUAUAUUUUGUUCAUGGAUGGCAGUUGGCAAUAUCCUGGGAUAUUCUGCUGGUGCUAGUGGAAAGUGGAACAGAUGGUUCCCUUUCCUGACAAAUAGAGCUUGCUGUGAAGCCUGUGGCAAUCUUAAGGCCGCAUUUCUUGUUGCUGUGGUUUUCUUGACAUUAUGCACACUUGUCACCCUAUAUUUUGCUGAUGAGGUUCCGCUUACUACAACUCAGCAUCGUCGCUUAUCAGAUUCUGAUCCUUUAUUGGAUGAACAACAACAAAAUGGCUUUGAAUUCUCAAAAUCAAAGCCUUUAUCAAAUGACAUCAAUGGAAAGAUAAAUGAGGAUCACAUUGAGAAAGAUGUAGAGCUAAAACAUGAGAAUUUGCAAGCUGGGGAAGAUCAUAAUGAAAACUUUAUGGAUGGACCUGGAGCAGUAUUAGUAAACUUAUUGACAAGUUUAAGGCAUUUGCCACCUGCAAUGCACUCAGUGCUUGUUGUAAUGGCUCUUACUUGGUUGUCAUGGUUUCCCUUCUUUCUGUUUGAUACGGAUUGGAUGGGGAGGGAAGUUUAUCAUGGAGAUCCUAAAGGGAGCUCUGCUGAAGUAGGUCUUUAUGAUCAAGGUGUUAGAGAAGGUGCAUUUGGUUUGCUGUUGAAUUCAAUUGUCCUGGGAAUUAGCUCGUUUUUCAUUGAACCAAUGUGUAACUGGAUGGGUGCAAGAAUAGUAUGGGCUGUUAGCAAUUUUAUCGUCUUUGUUUGCAUGGCUGGCACUGCUAUAAUUAGUCUGAUUUCCAUCCAAGAUCACCCUGGAGGUAUUCAACAUGUAAUUGGAGCAAGUGAAGGAAUCAAGGUUGCUUCCUUGGUUGUGUUUGUUCUUCUUGGUUUUCCUCUUGCGAUUACCUAUAGUGUUCCCUUUGCUGUCACAGCGGAGCUGACUGCUGAUUCAGGUGGUGGCCAAGGAUUGGCUAUAGGAGUUCUAAAUCUUGCAAUCGUUGUUCCACAGAUGGUCAUAUCCCUUGGUUCUGGUCCAUGGGAUGCUCUCUUUGGUGGCGGCAAUGUUCCUGCCUUUGUUUUGGCAUCGAUAUGUGCUCUAGCAGGCGGCAUUAUUGCGACUCUCAAACUGCCAAAUCUAUCUAACAGUUCUUUCAAGUCUUCAGGAUUUCACUUCGGCUAACGAUGAGGUGAAUCAAAUCUGGUGAUAUUUUUACUUGUACAUGGCCCUCAGAAAUUGGAAGAACACAUAAGUUUGAAGAGCUGCUGCGGUGCCCAUGUAUGUGACUCUGUAUGUUCCUUUCCAAUACACAGAAGUAGAAUCCCAUAUUCAAAUUCAUUCUUUUUACCCCUCAUUCUGGGGUGUCUGUAUUUUAUGUAAUGUUAACUGAUAGCACAAUAGAAAGAAAAAGCCACAGGUGCAUAUAAUAAUACUUUUUUUUUGUAAUGAUUGUUGUUCAGCCAUUAGUGAUUAUAGUUUCAUAAGAAAUCAAUUUUGAGAGUUGUCUCAGUUGCUCAAUAAAACACAAUGCUGUGUCGCACAAUUGAUAUUUUUUCUCGCAA